GAAUCACUCUGUGCUGCGAAGCCAUGGCAAUGAAGCUGAUUUGUGGUUGUCUUCUGGCAGUGGCCCUGCUUAGCUGUCUGGCUGAUGCUCAAUAUUUUAAGCGGCCUCAGCAGCCCCAACUGCCCCAGGAGCCCCAGACUCCAAAAUAUCAACCACCACCGAGGCCGCCUCAGAGGCCACAGACUCCACCCAAAAAGUUCCUGCCUCAACAGCCCCAGCAGCCCCAGCAGCCCCAGCAGCCUCAGCAGCCCAAGAGGCCUCAGCAGCCUAAGCAGCCUCAGCAGCCUACAGAAGUUUUUCACACUUGUGAAGUGGCUGAGCAGCACAAGAUACAGUGUGGGGCUCCUGCCAUCUCUGCUGCAGAGUGUGAGGCUAUAAACUGCUGCUUUGAUGGACGCAUGUGCUAUUAUGGCAAGUCUGUGACUCUUCAGUGCACCAAGGACGCCCAGUUCAUCUUGGUGGUGGCCAGAGACGCCACCCUACCGAACAUCGAUUUGGAAUCCAUUACUUUCCUUGGAAGUGAUCAAAACUGUAAUCCUGUUGGUACUACUUCAGCUUUUGCCAUCUACCAGUUCCCUGUCACGGCCUGCGGCACUCUUGUGAUGGAGGAGCCUGGUGUUCUAAUCUAUGAGAACGGCAUGUCCUCCUCAUAUGAAGUUGCUAUUGGACCCUAUGGAGCCAUUACCAGGGACAGCAGCUAUGAGAUACGUUUCCAGUGUAGAUAUGUUGGCACCUCAGUUGAGGCUCUGGUCAUUGAGGUUGGCCUGGUUCCUCCACCGCCCCCAGUAGCAGCUCCUGGACCCCUGCGUGUGGAGCUCAGGCUGGCUAAUGGACAGUGUACUACCAAGGGCUGUGUAGAAGAACAGGUGGCCUACACCUCCUUUUACAUGGAUUCUGACUACCCUGUCACAAAGGUGCUCAGGGAUCCUGUGUACGUUGAGAUCCGAAUGCUGGAGAGGACUGAUCCCAACCUUGUCUUGACUCUUGGGAGAUGCUGGGCAACUUGUGACCCCUACCCACACAGUCUUCCUCAAUGGGACUUGCUGAUUGAUGGCUGCCCCUACCGUGAUGACCGUUACCAGACCACCCUAGUGCCAUUGGAUGCCUCAUCAGGACUCUUGUACCCCACCCACCACAGGCGUUUUAUUUUCAAGAUGUUCACUUUUGUAGCUACUGCUGCUGCCAAUCCCAGCAAGGGAGGCGCUGCAGAGCCAGAGGUUAUGACUCCUCUCAGAGAAAAGGUGUAUAUCCACUGUGACACAGCUGUAUGCCAACCCUCUCUUGGAAAUAAUUGUGAACCCAGGUGCUUCAGAAAGAGGAGAGACGUUGCUGCUUCUUUCCAGAGAGGCUUUAGAGCUGAGACCACUGUGGUUAGCAGUCAGGAGAUUGUCAUCGUUGACCCAAGCGGGGGUAUUUAGUAACAACACCAGACAGAACUAUCCUGCCAUGAAAUCUCUCUUCCAGAUGCUUACUGAAAAGUGAUCAAGUUUCAAAUAAAUCUUGAUUUUGCUGAAUGUGUUGUCUGAUCUCAUAAAAUCUCACUCAGAUACAUUAUUUACACUGUGAUCUCACAGCCUAACAGCUAAUACUAAUCUUCCAGAAAAUACGUGACUGUGCCUCAACAUUAAGUAAUUUGCCUCUAGAAGAUCAGAUCAGAUACUGUUGUAUGUUCUCACAGUAAUAUGAGGGAACCAAAAUGAAGAGACAAUUUAGUGGCUCUCCAAAAGCCGUUCAUUUGAAUAUUUUAAUACAUUUAUACCACUGAGUUAAUAAAUACACUGGCUUAGCCCUAAUUACCUAUACUCUAUUAAGCUAAUAACACAUUUGAGCAAUUUGUGAUUGUUUUGACUACCAUUAUAUAGCGUUUAUAUUAUAUCUGUUGGAAUCUUGUGUGUUUUACUCCUAGUUUGCAUUUAUUUACAGCUUUUAAAAGUUCUUCGAGGAUAAAUGGGCUAAGACUUGAAUGCAAAACAUAACGCAUACUAUAGGUUAAUCUGCUAGUACUGAGUAAUACAGUAUAAAAGUCAACAUGCGUCAUAUUUGCUUAAAAAUCCAUCACAAUGAUAACAAUGCAUAAUCCAAUUCAACAGCACCACAAAAACUGCAUCCUCCAAAAUGAUCACCAUUGAAUUAACAUGUCACUAAAACAAUUUCAACAGAAACUAAUCGUUACAUCCGUCACGAAAGGAGGAUUCGUUGCAGGUCUGUUGUAUUUGACUGCAUUG
Molecule: messenger RNA, 2225 nt
Organism: Xiphias gladius (swordfish)
Lineage: Eukaryota; Metazoa; Chordata; Actinopteri; Istiophoriformes; Xiphiidae
Product: zona pellucida sperm-binding protein 4-like
Exons: 8
Coding region: 24-1418 (464 amino acids)
Biological process (GO): prevention of polyspermy; binding of sperm to zona pellucida
Cellular component (GO): egg coat
Molecular function (GO): structural constituent of egg coat; acrosin binding
Source: RefSeq, a predicted model, not a curated record